GAAAGAAUUAAAAAGCGAGUCUUCAUGGCGGCAUUCACAGGAGCGCUGACGACGACCCUUCCCACCGCGCCAUUAUUACAUUCAGAUUCGAUAUCAUCAUCAUCAUCGCCUUCGUCUGCGUUUUCUAAGGUAUACAAAAGAACAGCUUCUCUUUCUUGCUCUUGUUCCACUUCUAGUACUGCUUCUACUUCUAGUUCCUCUACUGGGCAACCGAAUGGCUGCGAUGAUUGCACAAGGAACACGAAAAGCACUCAGAAAUUUAGCUAUGGCAGAGCCUCACCCUCAGUCAGAUGGCCCCAUUUGAAGCUCACUGACACUUAUCCCUCACCUCACACCCAAUUCACUCCUCCACUCCCGAUCCAUGUUGUGCAAGAUUCCACUGAUUCUGACUCUGAGGGGAAAGAGGAAGAAGACCUGAAUUUGGGUUCUGUGGGUUCUUUGGAUACGAAUGAUGAAACCCAACAAGUGUUGGGGAGGCCCAGCAAGACUAAGGCCAAGAAAAUGACCAAACUGGCUCUCAAAAGAGCCAAAGAUUGGAGAGAAAGAGUGAAACUUUUUACUGAUAGGAUUUUGGGACUGAAACCCGACGAGUUUGUGGCUGAUGUGUUGGAUGAUAGGAAAGUUCAAAUGACCCCAACUGAUUUUUGCUUUGUGGUGAAAUGGGUGGGCCAGUCGAGCUGGCAGCGUGCAUUGGAGGUCUACGAGUGGCUGAAUUUACGCCACUGGUACUCCCCGAAUGCACGGAUGCUUGCCACUAUCUUAGCAGUCCUUGGAAAGGCUAACCAGGAAGCCUUAGCUGUGGAAAUAUUCAUGAGGGCUGAGCCCGGAACUGGCAAUACAGUCCAAGUGUACAAUGCCAUGAUGGGCGUCUAUGCACGAAAUGGCCGGUUUAAUAAGGUCCAAGAAUUGCUCGAUUUAAUGCGUGAGAGAGGGUGCGAACCGGACCUCGUGAGUCUCAAUACUUUGAUAAAUGCUCGCCUGAGGUCAGGAGCCAUGGUACCAAACUUGGCUAUUGACCUUUUAAAUGAGGUGAGAAGAUCAGGUCUUAGGCCAGAUAUAAUAACUUAUAAUACUCUUAUAAGUGGCUGUUCGCGUGAAUCCAAUUUGGAGGAGGCAGUGAAGGUUUACAAUGAUAUGGAAGCACAUAAUUGUCAGCCUGAUCUUUGGACUUACAAUGCCAUGAUUUCCGUAUAUGGGAGAUGUGGAGAAUCAAGCAAAGCUGAGCAGCUCUUUAAGGAAUUGGAGUCGAAAGGGUUUUUCCCAGAUGCAGUGACAUAUAAUUCCUUGUUGUAUGCUUUUGCAAGAGAACUUGAUAUAGAAAAGGUGAGGGAUAUUGGUGAAGAUAUGAUGAAAAUGGGGUUUGGUAAAGAUGAGAUGACCUACAAUACUAUUAUCCACAUGUAUGGCAAGCAGGGCCAGCAUGAUCUAGCGUUUCAGCUUUACAGGGACAUGAAAAUGCUAGGCCGGACUCCUGAUGCUGUUACAUACACUGUAUUGAUUGAUUCGCUUGGAAAAGCAAAUAAGAUAACAGAGGCCGCCAAUGUGAUGUCAGAGAUGUUGGACAGUGGAGUGAAACCCACUCUUCGGACUUAUAGUGCUUUGAUGUGUGCGUAUGCCAAGGCUGGGAAACAGGUGGAGGCUCAAGAGACAUUUGAUUGCAUGGUUAAGUCUGGGAUUAGACCAGAUCAUCUAGCAUACUCAGUUAUGUUGGAUAUCUUUCUGAAGGUCAAUGAGACAAAGAAGGCUAUCACGUUGUAUCAGGAAAUGCUGCAUGACGGUUUCAAGCUAGAUCAUGCCCUCUAUGAGUUUAUGUUGCGGGUGCUUGGAAGAGAAAAUAAAUUGGAAGUCAUUGAAAGAGUGAUCAGAGAUAUGGAAAAAGUUGGUGGUAUGAACCCACAAGUUAUCUCUUCUAUUCUUGUUAAGGGAGAAUGUUUUGACCAUGCUGCUAAAAUGUUGAGAUUAGCCAUCACCAGUGGCUAUGAGUUGGACAGGGAAAGUCUUUUAUCUAUUGUCAGUUCAUAUAGUUCAUGUGGAAGGCACUCAGAAGCAUGUGAAUUGCUUGAAUUUUUGAGAGAACAUGCUCCCGGUUCCAAUCAACUUAUAACUGAAGCAUUGGUUGUCAUACAAUGCAAGGCUCACAGAUUUGAUGCUGCCUUGGUGGAAUAUAGUAAUACCAGAGGGUUCCAUUCUUUUAGCAGAAGUUCAACCAUGUAUGAAAUCCUGAUUCAAGGCUGCGAAGAGAAUGAACUCUUUGGUGAAGCUUCUCAGGUUUAUUCUGACAUGAGAUUAUAUGGCGUUGAACCAUCUGAGCAUCUUUACCAAAUUAUGGUGCUCAUCUAUUGUAAGAUGGGUUUCCCUGAGACAGCCCACCUUUUGAUUGAUCAGGCAGAAAUGAAAGGCAUUUUGUUUGACAAUGUCAACAUAUAUGUUAAUGUUAUUGAAGUCUACGGGAAAUUGAAGCUGUGGCAGAAAGCUGAAAGUUUGGUGGGAAGUCUUAGACAAAGAUGUAAAGCAGUGGAUAGGAAGGUCUGGAAUGCCUUGAUACAAGCUUAUGCUGCAAGUGGUUGCUAUGAGCGAGCUAGAGUGAUCUUUAACACAAUGAUGAGAGAUGGUCCUUCCCCAACAAUUGAUUCUGUAAAUGGUCUUUUACAAGCUCUGAUUGCUGAUGGGAGAUUGAAUGAGCUCUAUGUUCUAAUCCAGGAGUUGCAAGAUAUGGGUUUAAAAAUAAGCAAGAGUUCAAUUCUCUUGAUGCUUGAAGCAUUUGCUCGAGAAGGUAACAUAUUUGAGGUAAAGAAGAUAUACCAUGGAAUGAAGGCUGCAGGUUAUUUUCCUAACAUGGAUUGUUUCAGGAUUAUGAUCAAGUUAUUGUGCAGGGGAAAACGAGUAAAGGAUGUUGAAGCAAUGGUUUAUGAGAUGGAAGAGGCAGGGUUCAAGCCUGAUCUUUCAAUAUGGAAUUCCAUGCUUAAGUUAUAUGCAGGAAUUAAGGAUUUCAAAAAGACAGUUAAAGUAUACCAGCGGAUUCAAGAAGCUGUACUUCAACCUGAUGACGAUACUUACAAUACUUUAAUUAUAAUGUACUGCAGAGAUUGUCGACCAGAAGAAGGUUUAUCAUUGAUGCAGGAAAUGAGAAGGCAGGGCCUAGAACCUAAGUUGGACACUUACAAAAGCUUAAUUUCGGCAUUUGGUAAGCAGAAGCUGUUGGAUCAAGCUGAGGAACUUUUUGAAGAGUUAAGGUCAAAUGGAUGUAAACUGGAUCGGUCCUUCUAUCAUACAAUGAUGAAAAUGUUUAGAAAUUCAGGAAACCAUGCCAAAGCUGAAAUGUUGUUCACCAUGAUGAAAGAGGCAGGAAUAGAACCCAACUUUGCCACAAUGCACUUGCUUAUGGUUUCUUAUGGCAGCUCUGGACAGCCUCAGGAAGCUGAAAAGGUGCUUGACAAUUUGAAAGUAACUGGCUUAGAUCUUGAUACGUUACCAUAUAGUUCAGUUAUUGGUGCUUAUCUGAAGAAUGGAGAUUAUAACAUUGGAAUUCAAAAGCUCAAUGAGAUGAAGGAAGUAGGCCUGGAGCCAGAUCAUAGAAUAUGGACUUGCUUUAUACGGGCUGCAAGUUUAUCCCAGCAAAAAAGUGAAGCCGUUAUUCUCCUAAAUGCACUGCGUGAUACCGGAUUUGAUCUUCCAAUCAGGCUUGUGACAGAAAAACCUGAGUCACUGAUUUUGGAAGUAGAUCGUUGCCUAGAAAAACUAGAACCCUUGGAAGACAAUGCAGCCUUCAACUUUGUCAAUGCUUUGGAGGACCUUUUGUGGGCAUAUGAACUCCGAGCCACUGCUUCAUGGGUUUUCCAAUUAGCAGUAAAGAGAGGCAUCUAUAACAAUGAUGUGUUCAGGGUAGCUGACAAAGACUGGGCUGCUGAUUUUAGAAAGUUAUCAGCUGGUUCUGCUCUUGUUGGUCUUACUUUAUGGUUGGAUCAGAUGCAGGAUGCAUCAUUGGAGGGUUAUCCAGAGUCUCCAAAAUCAGUCGUGCUGAUAACAGGGACAUCCGAGUACAACAUGGUUUCACUUAACAGUACAUUGAAGGCAUGCCUUUGGGAGAUGGGUUCACCUUUUCUGCCUUGCAAAACACGAAGUGGCCUUCUUGUAGCGAAGGCACACUCCCUCAGGAUGUGGUUAAAGGACUCCCCAUUUUGUUUGGACCUUGAGUUGAAAGAUGCCCCAGCUCUCCCUGAAUCAAACUCAAUACAGCUGAUUGAUGGAUGCUUCCUACGACGCGGUCUUGUUCCUGCAUUUAAGGAAAUAACCGAGAGGCUUGGCCUAGUGAGGCCCAAGAAAUUUGCUAGAUUGGCUUUGCUAUCAGAUGAAAAGAGAGAGAAAGUUAUUCAAUCUGAUAUUGAAGGGAGGAAAGAGAAGUUAGAGAAAAUGAAGGAAAAUGAUAAUCCAAGGAGGGUGAGCAGGAUUAAAAAGCUUAGGAAGAGGAAAUAUGUAAGACCGUCCACAUUGUCAAACACCAAACAGAUUGUAUCAGGACAAAAAGCUUUAAAAUAGAGUUGUGGAAGUAUGGAAAGGCUGCAUAGUUUCCGGACCUUCUUCCACUUCAGCACCUCUUAGUUUAAAUCUUUCUUUUUGAUCUCAUGUCACAUUAACUUUAAAGACCCGAACUUCACUGAUAGCAUGGAGGAGGAUUCUGAUGAUGAAACUCACGAGGAGGAGGAAGAUGAUGAGCGAUUGAAUAUACAGGGGAUGAAGAUGUCGGCUGGAAAGUCCGAAGAGCAGCGGCUAAAUGCUUAGCGCCAUUAAUUGUUUCCUGUCCUGAGAUGCUUUCAAAGCUGCUUGUCCAAAAUUAAUUGACAGGUUUGAAGAGAGGGAGGAAAAUGUCAAUGUAAACCAGAAUGAAUGUCAGUGGAUCAUCUCACUUCACGGGAUUAAUUAUUUUGCUGAAGAUGGAUUUUUUAAUACAUUCAUUGAACUGUUGCAGCAAACUGAAAAUGUUACAGAAGGACAGAUUGAGAUAAAUGAACAGAGUCCAAAAUGGUUAUUGAAGCAAGAAGUGCCAAAGAUUGUCAGAUCUAUAAAUA
Messenger RNA from Prunus mume (Japanese apricot), 5066 nucleotides. RefSeq names its product pentatricopeptide repeat-containing protein At3g18110, chloroplastic-like. The record is from RefSeq and is a predicted model, not a curated record. Gene Ontology annotation, molecular function: protein binding. NCBI's taxonomy places the organism in Eukaryota, Viridiplantae, Streptophyta, Magnoliopsida, Rosales, Rosaceae.